AUGAAAUAUCCUUGUAAAAAAUGUGCUAGUCGUUAUUGGAAUAGUGAAAAUGGUAUCCAUGAGCACCUCAUAUGUAAUGGUCUGUGUCCACAGUCCAUUCAGUGGAUUUAUGAAGUGUCAACCCAAAAGAAAAAUGACAUUGACGAUGGGAUGGAUAUUGAAAAUGGUUUAGGUUUAGGAAAUGAGUUUGAGGAGAUGAUAAAACAUGUAUAUGAGAAUAAUAUUGGUACUGAACAUGGAGGCAGAAAGGGUAUGGACGAUGAAGCCAAGAAAUUUUAUCGGCUUGUCGAGGAGGGUGGGCAGCCUUUGUAUCCUGAUUGUACAACAUUUACUCGACUUAGUUUCAUAGUUAGAUUGUACCAAUUGAAGUGUGUUCAUGGAAUGACUGAGUCGGCAGUUAGCGAUUUACUUAAGUUGAUUAAGGAUGUUUUUCCUAAUAACAUACCAUCCACUUUUAAAGGUGCGAAGACUAUGAUUAAAGAUCUAGGCCUUAAUUAUGAAAAGAUACAUGCAUGUAAAAAUGAUUGCAUGCUAUUUUGGGCUGAAAAUGAGAAAUUGGAUGUUUGCAAAAAAUGUGGAGCUUCAAGAUGGAAAGAGGUGGAAGAUAAGAAAAAUGGUGUUGAGAGCAAUAAGGUGGUGAAGGGACAUAAAAUCCCAUUAAAAGUGAUGAGAUAUUUUCCUUUGAAGAAAAGGUUGCAAAGAAUGUUCUUGAGCUCGGAAAUGUCUAAACUAAUGACAUGGCAUGCUUUAGCAAGAAAGAAGGAUGGACGAAUAUUAAGGCAUCCAGCUGAUGGUCAGGGUUGGAAGUCGAUGGAUAACAAGUAUCCAAAUUUUGCGGGAGAUUUUAGAAAUGUUAGGUUGGGUUUAGCCGCUGAUGGAUUUAAUCCAUAUCGUACAAUGAGCAUUUCUCACAGCACCUGGCCCGUUGUUCUAGUUAAUUACAACCUCCCGCCUUGGUUAAUCAUGAAACCAGAAAACCUUAUUCUUUCAACCAUAAUCCCAGGCCCUACCCAACCUGGUAAUGAUAUCGACAUAUAUCUACAACCCUUAAUUGCAGAACUGAAAGAAUUAUGGGUCGAUGGAAUACAAACAUAUGAUACAAGGUCUGACUGUACAUUUAAGCUACAAGCCAGCCUUCUUUGGACCAUAAGUGAUUUUCCCGGAUAUGGAGUUUUAUCGGGUUGGAGCACUAAAGGUCAUCUAGCCUGUCCUUCGUGUCACUAUGAUACCUCAUCAACAUAUUUGAAGCAUAGUAAAAAGGUUGUAUAUUUGAAUCACAGAAAAUUUCUAAGUCUUGAUCACAAGUGGAGGUCUGAUAAAAGGCGGUUUAAUGGUGAAGUGGAAAUGGGAGAAAGGCCUGAACUGUUAACAGGCAUGGGGAUUCAGAACCUGGUGUCUCGUUACGAGAAUUGUUUUGGUAAGGGAAACACGAACCAGAAAGGUUGUUCUUCAGAUUGCCCUUGGAAAAAAUUAUCCAUUUUUUUCGAACUGCCAUAUUGGAGUAGUCAUAUGGUCAAACAUAAUCUUGAUGUGAUGCAUAUAGAGAAGAAUAUAUGCGAUAAAAUUCUGGGGACUUUGUUAAAUAUUGGGGGAAACACAAAAGAUCAUCUUAAUGGCCGUCUCGAUUUGCAAGAAAUGGGAAUUAGAAAGAUUCUUCAUCCUUACAGGUCUGAUUUUAAUGAUACUCUUGAAAUUAGAGCAGCCUGUUUUGAUAUGACCAAACAAGAAAAGGAGAUCUUUUGUUCGGUUUUAAAGAAUGCUAAAUUCCCACAUGGAUCUGCAUCACAUAUCAGUCGUUGUGUUCAGGAGCGUAAAGUUGCUGGUUACAAGAGUCAUGACGCUCAUUAUAUUCUCCAAUAUUUGUUGGAAUUUGCUGUAGUAAAAACACUAAAACCAGAGGUAGCAAUACCUCUGAGGAGGUUGGGUGCAUUUUUUAGGCGUAUAUACGGCAAAGUAAUUGAAUUAGAUGAUGUUCACAAAUUGCAAGAAGAAAUAAUCGAGAUACUUUGUCAACUUGAAAUGAUUUUUCCACCGUCAUUUUUUGAUAUAAUGGUUCACUUGCCAAUUCACUUGUGUACAGAAAUUGAAUUUGGUGGUGUUAGUAAAGGUGCCCUAGAGGCAAUACAUUAUUCUUUUAAACCUUUAUGUCAGUUGUUCAUUCAAUAA
Daucus carota subsp. sativus is the source of this 2166-nucleotide messenger RNA. RefSeq lists its product as uncharacterized. The record is from RefSeq and is a predicted model, not a curated record. Bases 1 to 2166 code for a protein of 721 amino acids. The transcript has a single exon. NCBI's taxonomy places the organism in Eukaryota, Viridiplantae, Streptophyta, Magnoliopsida, Apiales, Apiaceae.